This is a messenger RNA of Symsagittifera roscoffensis, 3954 nucleotides long. RefSeq lists its product as uncharacterized. NCBI's taxonomy places the organism in Eukaryota, Metazoa, Xenacoelomorpha, Acoela, Convolutidae. Gene Ontology annotation, molecular function: protein binding. The record is from RefSeq and is a predicted model, not a curated record. Bases 185 to 3898 code for a protein of 1237 amino acids. The transcript has 5 exons.
UUUUUGAAGCUUACUAGUGAAGUAAACGCACGUUUUCUUAUAGUAUAAAAUAUUUUAAGCAUUAUGACUGCCAAACAAAUUAAUACACGAAUUUUCUGACCACGUACCGCAUGAAAGGUGGUCUUGCCAUUCUACGUGCGUAAAUUAAACUUUCGUUGUAUUAAAUUAAAUUGUUAACUUUCUAAUGGAAGCUUCUGCGAAAUCUUUAACCCGUGGUAUUUCCCCCUCGGAUGUUGAUGUGCAGCGUGAACGAAUCGCCGCCCUCAAGAAGGAGCGAGAGUUUUUACUCGAAGAGCUUCGUGCUCGCUCGGCAAACGCAAACGAAUUACGCAAUCGAAUGAAGGAAAAGGAAAUUUCCAAAACGAUGGAGGUAAAGCAACGAAUGAAUGGGACAAAUUUAGCUGUGAACUUACAUAAUACGUAUGGACCCACAGCAUUAGACAGGGCUGUUGAUUUCUACAACCCUCCAACGGGCCAUACAGGACACUACAAGGAGAAAAGUAGUUUGAUGGCUGAUUUGAUGGAACAGAGGAGAUUGGAACACAAGUCUAAGACUGGACAGUACCAAGAAGCGAUUAGUAUAUUGAACAAUCAUCGGAGAAGUAUCCUCGCUGAACAGAAUCGUAUUUACGAGGACAAAAGGCGACUGGUUGGCGGGAGAUACUCGCCCUCAAUCAACUCAAUUCCAGGAGACCAUGAUGUCUACAAAUAUCCUCGGCCAGAAUAUCCCCCGGAAACGCCCAGCGAACCCUCUAGAUCCCCUUAUUACGCGUAUCCAGAAGAAGCAGAGGUGGAGACGAUGGAGUCUCUUGUUGAAAAAGUGAAGACUCUAAUUCCUAAAAUGGAGAAAACAGUCACCGAACUCAAACUAGACUUGGACAUGGAAGACCUCAAGUUUGUGAAGAUGGGCGAACAAGGGCGUGGCUUGGACUCCUUUGAGCCUUACCAAAGGGACGCUGCUAUUAUUUGUAGAAGUAUUGUGAACGAACUAGUGGAAAAGUCGAUGGACUCAUUUCUGAGACAGCAACUUCCGGCCAAACACCGGAAGCAUUACGAGGAAGAAGCAAUGGAAGUGUCAAGGGAGCUGAACAAGUUCCACAAGACGACUUUGAAACAGAGAGUUGGAGCUUUGAUCAGAGAUGAACUGGUACUAGAGGUCACGGCUGAGCUGACAGUCGAUGCAAUUGACGAGUUCUUCGAAAUCAGCAAAAUGUCCACUGCCAAAUCUAACAAUUUGGUCAUCAAAGCUGCCGAAGUUUCUGCAUCUGCCGAGCAAGAGGAGAGACUUCCGGAUGAUCCAGAUUAUCUCCGCAUCAACAAGAUAUUCGAGAAACUGCUGCGAGAGAGAAGCGAAAAGAAAACCAAAGCCGAAACCUCCGAGCAAAUCUGGAAACACUCUCUCCCUAUGACCCACAUCUCGGGAAAGCCAGUCGUUGAAAUACGAGAAGAUGUCGAGCCGAUAGAUGUUCACCAAAUUAAACCUUUCGAUCUCCGCGAAAAGAAUUAUGAGUCACCUAUUUACAACAAUUUCUGGAAAAAGGAAGCGCGUUAUUGGGAAGGUAUUGACGUUGAGAUCUCUAGAAUUCUUCUAACUGCAGAAAUGAAAGGAUGCCAGACUGCUAAAUUAAGUUCAAAGCACCGACUUCUAGCUGUCGGAACAGGUCAUGGGGAUAUUCUGGUGUACGACUUGUUCCAACCCGAACCUAGACUACUGUAUGUUGCCCGGAGUCCUUCAAGAGGGGACUACCCGAUUGAGAGUAUCGCAUGGUCUGGUGAUGAUUCGCAAAUAAUCUGUCAACGAGAUAGAGCCAUUACGGUUUACAAUAUACUUAUUUCUCUCGAAGUGAACGAACGUGAACUGUCAGAUUUAGGAAUUAAGUUCACGAAGACAGAUGAGUUCAAACCUUUCUCACUUUACGAAGUGAUCAUGCUGAACCAAAGCACGUCUGAUUUUCAGUUUGCUCGUGGACCAAUCGCUGAACAGAACGGCGAGGUAGUGAAUCAGUCUUUAGGAAUGUGUAAAUUUCAUCCUUCAAGUACUUUAGCAUGCUCUAGUUUCUCCGUAAUGGUCAGUUUCGAAAAGGGAGACAUGCAGAAAUUGGAUUUCGAAAAUGAGUUUUUAGGCCAGGAUGAAGAUUUAGACCAGAAAAAGAUGAAAAUAAUUUACCCUCAAGUUGCAGCUGAUCACGGAACGAAUUUCAUUGCGAAAGGAAUUCAAAGCGAGCUCUUCAAAGCUCAUAACUCUCAAAUUAUUUUGAUUGCUUUCAUAAGUGGUGUUGGUGAAAUGGUAACACUGGAUGAUUUAGGGUACCUUAACUGGUGGCGAUACACAAAAGACUACUUUACCCAAGAUUUCUGUGAGCCAUACAAAAAGAACAAACUUAUCAUGCAGAAAGUUGUUUAUGUUCCUGUAAACAGCCAGGACAACCCUCCUAAAGUAAUUUUCUCGAGAUACAACACGGAUUCUAGGGGUCGGCAGAUCCCACUCGCUUCUGAUGAGUUAGAAAAGCGAAUGGACACCGUUGAAACGGAGCUUUUCAUGAAAUCAAUUGAAGAUAAAGAGCUAGUAUGGCAAGAUAACGAUGAUCCAGAUCUACUGACUAAACAGUACCCAGCAGAUUUGAUAUCGAAAUCUGGCUCAACAUUCUACACGAUAACCAGAGCUAAAUUAGACAAAGAGCUGCACAGGGUCGAGAAGGAACUCCUAAGGCCGAAGAAUGUUAAAGCAACUAGACUUUUGGAAGCAGAAACAACUCCAGAUGGUGAUAUCAUAAUAUACAUGACGCUGUUUAACAGAAUAGAACAAGUUGGACCACAUAUUUCAUUUUUCGCUUUCGACCUGGAGCGAAAAGAAAGUUUGGACCUUAGGCUAGACAUCCCGAUAACUGAACGUGAUUAUGACAUAAUUUUGACCAAUAAUGUCGUUUCGUUUGAGACAAGUCGACCUUUUGACACAACUUCUACAGCUUACAUAAUAGUGAAUGUAAUGGGUUCUCUCAGUGGUUAUUCGCUAACAACUGGGACCAAAAUUAUGACAGCUACAAGCGACGAGUUCAACGGUUUGAAUCUUUUAAGUUUUACUGGAUUGCCUCGGUCGGUGAUCACUCUUCAACCUUCAGCCGGAAUAAUAGUAGCAUCGCCUCCAAAAACAGACAGAAUUCAAAUCAUUUCUUACAGUCCAGAUCAAAGCAUGAUCGAUAUUCUGUCACUGCGUGAUCUGAAUACGAAACAAACCAGAAAAGAUAUGUGGUUGGCAUAUAGAACACUGGAAAUGAUGCAGCCAGAACGUGUGUUACAAUACGAUCCCGACCAAAGAAUCCGCAAGUCAAACUGGCUUCUUGAUGGCGAGGAAUACAUCGGCGCUUUGACUGCUACUAAAGCGAUAGUUUUCGAUAUCAUCGACGAUGCAGUCGACAAAGCUUACUUCGAAAAAGCGUCAGAUUUGGAACCCGAACCUCAGUUUGACCAAAGUGGACAGCAAAUUGUCGACGAAGAUGGAAACCCCGUUUUGAAGGUUCCAAAACGAGGCUACCCUGAGGAUUACAAAGAACAGAAGGAUGCAAGAAUGGCCAAAAAUCGACAGCUCGCGAUAUCGAAUUAUGGUAUUGUUAAUGCAUAUGGCGAUUUGAAACUGUUUGGAGAUUUGGAGGAAGUCGACAAGGCAUAUGAACGAGCAGUGGCCAAAUAUGGCAAGAAAAAUAAACCAAGGAUUCCGACCAAUCGGAUUCAAGCGGUAGAUGCGUUUGAUGACGCCACGGCUAAUCAACAGCCGACUGAACAAUCAGAGAACGCAGGAGCUACAGCAGAAAAUUCGAGAGAGAACCAACAGGAAGCGCCGAUUGCAAAUGAAGCCAGGGGUCAAGAAACUCCGCCGCCACCUCCCCCUCCACCAGCGUAAACUUGAAUUUGAACUUUAUCACAAAAUUAUUUUGAAAUGAAUUUCAUAUCCGUUGA